AUGGAGUACCAGCCAGCGCCGUCGCCAUCAUACCCAGCACCGCCCUCAACCUCAGCUCCAGUGCCUCCAGGUCCACCUCCAUUGCAGCCAGACCCUAGGUUUGAGCAGCCAGUCUCUACUCCUUUCGCAGGCACGGAUUUGCAAUCGAUAAGAACUGCCUGCGAGUACUCAUUGGGCGAGUAUAUCUCGCUGCACAAAAGACGACGGUAUGACGACCCGGCUAGCGAACGUCGUUUUCAAGCUCAGCAGAGCAUUAUAAUGAGCGACUUACAACUGUUGCGGAGCGAGGUAUCGGAUUUAGCUAAGGCGGCCGAGGCCCAUAGAUGGCGACGAUGGCUUUUGGGUGGUCUAGUGGCGUCUUUCGUCCCCGCCAUCCGUAAGGUUUUCCGCCGUUCGUCGAAAGACAAAGAAUCUAACGACACCGAGUAUGCCUUCAAGAGAAGCAAAGGUCUCAUUUCUCGCAUUUUGGAUUCUGUUCAUGGCAAGGGCAAGUUUGCCUCGAUAGCCUUCUUUGUAUUGGCCAUCCUGUACGUAUUUCAGAGCGAGGUAUCGAUGCGCGUAGCAAGAACGGUAUCCAAACGCUUAAAACGGCUCAUGGCCAAGAUCGAAAGGGGAGAUCAGGGUCUUGGGGAAGACGACGUGAAACUCCUCAAGGGCUGGCGUUGGCGUGUGCUAUUAUGGUAG
Daldinia childiae is the source of this 684-nucleotide messenger RNA. RefSeq lists its product as uncharacterized. The coding region runs from base 1 to 684 and encodes 227 amino acids. The transcript is spliced from 2 exons. Lineage: Eukaryota; Fungi; Ascomycota; Sordariomycetes; Xylariales; Hypoxylaceae. The record is from RefSeq and is a predicted model, not a curated record.